Antechinus flavipes (yellow-footed antechinus) is the source of this 1672-nucleotide messenger RNA. RefSeq names its product CD74 molecule (gene CD74). Gene Ontology annotation, cellular component: cell surface; cytoplasm; membrane. Gene Ontology annotation, molecular function: MHC class II protein binding; cytokine receptor activity; macrophage migration inhibitory factor binding. The coding region runs from base 206 to 1030 and encodes 274 amino acids. The transcript is spliced from 9 exons. Lineage: Eukaryota; Metazoa; Chordata; Mammalia; Dasyuromorphia; Dasyuridae. The record is from RefSeq and is a predicted model, not a curated record. Gene Ontology annotation, biological process: positive regulation of kinase activity; positive regulation of peptidyl-tyrosine phosphorylation; positive regulation of type 2 immune response.
GGCAAGAGCUGAGUUGGGUAUUUCCAACUUAGACUUUCACUUCUACUAAAUGGGUGGGUUGGCUUUUCUCUGAACAAAUCAAAUUUCUUUUCAGCAUCUAUUUGAAGAACUGACCUGGGAAUAUCAGGGUUAGAGAACCCAAGACAGCAGAGGAAGUCAGACCAGCAGCAGCUGAAGACUGAGGAGCAAACCAGCUGCACCUACCAUGGAGGACCAGCGAGACCUCAUCUCCAAUCAUGAGCAGCAGCCCAUGCUGGGAGGAAGGGCAGGAGGACAACACCGGUCCUGUAACCAAGGAGCCUUUUAUACUGGCUUCUCUGUGCUGGUGGCCCUGCUCAUUGCUGGCCAAGCUGCAACUGUCUACUUUGUGUACCAGCAGCAGGGGAGAUUGGACAAGCUUACGGUCACUUCCCAGAAUUUACAGCUUGAGUCUCUGAAGAUGAAGCUUCCUAAAGCCUCCAUUCCAAUGAACAAACUGCGACUGGCCACUCCCAUGCUUAUGAGAGAAUUCGAGCCUGAGAACCUCCCAUCCAUGGACUUGACCAAAAUUGGAAAUAAUACCAAGGACCAAGUGAAGUACCUGUUACUGCAGUCUGAUCCCAGAAGGUCUUUCCCUGAGUUGACCAAAAGCUUUCAGGAGAACAUGAAGCAACUCAAGAACAACAUGGAAACCAAGAACUGGAAGAAUUUUGAGAACUGGAUGCACCAGUGGCUUCUGUUUGAGAUGAGCAAGAAGCCCAAUGAAGAGAAUGUUGAAAAAAAGACUGAGCCUCUUCAGAAAGUUAUGACCAAGUGCCAGCUUGAGGCGAGCCGUGUUCCUCCCGUCCACCCGGGCAUGUUCUGCCCCAAGUGCGACGAAAAUGGCAACUAUGAGCCCCUCCAGUGCCACGGCAGCACUGGUUUGUGCUGGUGUGUCUACCCCAAUGGCACCGAGGUCCCCCACACCAAGAGCCACGGUCGCCACGCCUGCGGUGGUCCCUUGGAUGCUGAAGAGAUGUUUUCCUCUGGACUGGGUUUUCCUAAGCAGUAAUCUAAGAGGAAACAAGAAGAGCAAGAGCUAAUUAAAAUCAAAUAGUCCCAGACCUGCAAACUGCAUGGCUGCCGCUUGAAUGUUCUGGUUUACCCAAUCCUAGGAGCCAUAGACUCAUCCAUCCCUUCCUUGUCUUCUUCCCCUGCUCCUCUCAAUCAGAAACCCCAAAUCCCAUUUUCUUUUGGGCCCCAAGUUAGAUCCCCAUCUUGAUACUCAAAACUGAAACACCUGCCUAUGACUAAGAGGCAGUAUUGGGACAAACAACCUGCUUUCUUAACCCAUGAUGGGGAAGUAAAUCCCUAUCCAAACUAUUUACAUUUUAGGCUGUGGAGAAGAUGUAAAAGUCAAACAGAUCCAUUUCCCUUCCCCAACUUGAGGCCCUUCAUUUAACAACCCACUCUUGCUUCUCUGUAGUAGUACACAGUAGCACCAAGCUUCUUAAUCACACGAACUAGGGAAAGGUCGGGAAGGGGAUGGGGUAUGUGUGGGAAAAUUUCCUUCCUUUUUCUUAAGUCUUACUGAAUCUCUUGUCUCUCCCUCAUUCCAGUAUCCUCCAAGUAAGAAAGCUAUCUAUUCAUUUGCAAUUUCAUCUGCUUGAAAGAAACUAAAGUUUCACAUUAAAAUAAAAGUUGGAAAUGGAAA